AACAAUGUCAGCCAGCUAACCCACAAACUGACUGGACAAGUCGCAGAAGCACUGUCCAGUCCCCUCGCCAUGACAUCGGCCUUCGUCUCAAAAUCCAAACGCGUCCGCUUCGAACUCACCCUCCGAAUCCUCGACUUAAACAACGUCCCACUCGUCACCGGCACCUCAUUCAUUAAAUGGCACCUCCCCACCUCCUCCGCAGCCGAACACCGCGGCCAAACAAACAAAUGUCCCAUCCGCGACCACCGCGUCCAAUACGACUAUGAAAAACAACUCACCGUCCGCCUCCACGUCGGCAAAGACGGAAUGCUCGAAGAAUGUCUCAUACAUUUCCAAGUCGAACAGGAAUACUCCAGCAGUGGACGAGGGGAACGCAUCAAAUUGGGGGAAAUCCAUCUCAAUCUUGCAGAAUAUGCGGACACGGCACUAGAACUCCCAUCGAGAGGCAUUACACGUCGAUACCUCAUGCAAGAAUCGAAAAUCAACAGUACCUUGAAAAUCGGGAUUCGAAUGCGACAUUUAGAAGGGACGCGGGAUUACUUUGCGCCUCCGUUGCGGACCGCACCGGUUUUUGGGGGUAUUGCGGGUAUCAUAUCUUCGGCGGAAGCGAAUAGUAGUACGCCGGGAGGAAUUGGAGGUAUUGAUAAUAAAGAGGUGGGGGAGAUGCAGGAUAUGUAUCGAAGGACGCUGGCGGCGUUUUGGACGAGUCAGCCGGGGGAGUUGAAGGCUGAUGAGUGUAUCGAGGAUUUGUUUUCUGGGGGCGAUGGGUGGGGGAAGGGAGGGAGGCCUGUGACUGCUGCGAGGAGUUUGCCUGGGAGUGGGGAUAGUACGCCGAAUGCUGGGGAUGGGGGGAUGAGUAGGGGUAAUAGUACGGUGGGGAAAGUUGAGGAUGGGAGUAGGCAUAAGCAUAAGUUUUCGUCGAGUAGUCAUCAUCAUCAUGGACAUCAUCAUAGGAGGGAGAAGAGCUUUAGGAAGGUACCUGGGGAGUUGGAGGAGAUGGAUGUGAGGGAGGAUCUGAUCAGCUGGCAGAUUGGGCAGAAGGCGUUUGGAUGA
Pseudocercospora fijiensis CIRAD86 is the source of this 1053-nucleotide messenger RNA. RefSeq lists its product as uncharacterized. NCBI's taxonomy places the organism in Eukaryota, Fungi, Ascomycota, Dothideomycetes, Mycosphaerellales, Mycosphaerellaceae. The transcript is spliced from 3 exons. Bases 70 to 1053 code for a protein of 327 amino acids. The record is from RefSeq and is a predicted model, not a curated record.